AGUUCUACUCAUUCAGGAGGUUUAAGUAACCGUACCCUUCUAGAUAAUUUUUCGUAAAUCGAGUCUGAUCAUCAAUGUGGAUUGGAAUAUAGAUGAGAAAGUGUAGCGACUGAAGGAGCUGCCUUUUCUUUCAAGUCCAUCAGAGAAACUUAGAUUUUUGUUUCUUUCAUCUUAUUCUUCUUCCUAGACUUCCUCAAAAUGCCGAAGAACGCGAAGAAGAAGCAGAACAGCAAGCGGGCCCAGAAGAAGGCCGCCCAGAAGAGGACUGGUGGAAAAAAGUCCGGGCCGAACCGAAAGGGUGGAAAAAGGGUUUUGGCGAAACAAAACCGACCGCAAAAGGAGAAGAUCCAUAAAUUGAUCCAAAAGCGACUACCCGAAAUUGUCAACCGGGAGAAGAGAAGGGAAGCCGAUGUGUUUGAAAACUCAGAGGAAAACGACCAGGAAGAUGCUGACGAAGAAAAUCUGGCACAGCAGCAGGCAGACGACGCAGAGGCGGAAAAAGAAAUAGAAGAAGCCAGCACCAACCACACCGCGUUCGCGACGAAACUGUCUCACUGCGAAAAAUCCGUGCGGGACAAGGGCUUCAAAAGUUUACAAAAGUGGUUGAAGAAGAAGGGGGAGAAAUUGACGGAAUUGGACUUCGUCAAGCUCUGGCGGGCGCUGUUUUACUGCCUUUGGAUGAGCGACAAGAAACCGGUGCAGCAGGCGCUGUCCGUGCACAUUGCGCAGCUGACCAGGAGCAUCGCGACGGAAAAGCUCCCGCUCUGGUUCGCGUCCUUCUUCGAAGUCUUUCAAACCGAGUGGCCAAAACUGGAUACCUGGCGAAUGAACAAGUUUUUGCUGAUGGUAAGAGUGUUUUUUUUUUCAAAGUUUUCUUUGAGUACUUACUUCAAACUCAAAUCGAACUCGAAACUCUCUACCUUUUUCUUACCUCGAUUACUGACUCCUAUCCUAUCUGCAACGCAUUUUUCAUUUCCACAGGUUCGCAUCCAGCUUGCGGAGAUGUUCGCUGUCCUCGCUUCCCACAACUUCGACGAAGACCUUGUGGAAGAAUGCAACUCCUCCAUGCUCUCCUUCGCCCCCCUUUGCCUCGAAAGCACUUUCAACCCGGGCUUCGCACAGCAGGUCGCCGCUUGCUUCUGGGACGAACUGACUCAGACGUUCGCUGCGGAGAGGAAGAAGAGGGAACAAAACAAGGAAAAUAGAGCUGAGGAACAGUCCGAAAAGGCAUCAACCCAAACACCUAUCAACGAGGAAGAGACGACGAUGCAUUUGCUGGAACCCUGGAUGCAGAUUCUCGCGGAUCCGUCAUUUUCGGACUCUUUCUUGAAGACCGUCGUGAAAGAGGUGUUCUCUGCGAAAUUACCGGAGCACAUGCGAAAGCCGGUCGCAGAGGAAUUCUUUUCGAUCGCCACGGACGAGGAACUCAUUGCGCACAAGCGGCAAACUCUCAUGACCAUCGUCAAGCAGCUGAAGGACAAAGAUCUGCCUGUGGAAGAAGGUAUUCUUGAUUUUUUCCGGAUUUUUGAUAGAUUUGCAAUUUCACUUUCACCCGCUGUUGCUGGCACGAAGAAGAUCCUUCUAUAAACAAGAUUUCGUGCGCACACUUCAUUGCCUCACAAACAACUCCAUCACAGUUGCCUUCCCGGAGCGCGAACUCAAGCUGAACCCGAAGUUGGAAGCACCACGGAAACGACUGCGAAAGGGUCUGGGUGUCCGCACCAGAAACCAGCGGAAAGUGCGACAACGCGACAAAGGGCGCUAAAAUGUGAGAGGUCUGUUUGCAGAAACUUCACACGAAUGAUCGAAAAAUGCCUGACGAUGACCGACGCGAUUUCGAUGCAAUUUUACUUUUGAAAGCAAAAAUUAUAUCCACAGAGUUACAGGCGAAAAGUCCAUUUCAACUCGUGUGCCAACGCUUU
Messenger RNA from Amoebophrya sp. A120, 1922 nucleotides. The record is from the annotation of a GenBank genome assembly. NCBI's taxonomy places the organism in Eukaryota, Dinophyceae, Syndiniales, Amoebophryaceae.